Thermothielavioides terrestris NRRL 8126 is the source of this 1671-nucleotide messenger RNA. RefSeq lists its product as uncharacterized. The record is from RefSeq and is a predicted model, not a curated record. Gene Ontology annotation, biological process: transmembrane transport. Gene Ontology annotation, molecular function: transmembrane transporter activity. Lineage: Eukaryota; Fungi; Ascomycota; Sordariomycetes; Sordariales; Chaetomiaceae. Bases 1 to 1671 code for a protein of 556 amino acids. The transcript has a single exon.
AUGGAUGGGCACGAAAUUAGCGAGAAGAAGGGACUCCCCGACCGGCCCGACCCGACCCAGAACACCUCCCACGACGAGCCUCGCGAUGCGGUUCCUGACACGGCUCCGGACGCGCAGGCCAAGGAGAGCGGGAGCGGCGGCGGCCCUGAAGACGAGUCGCGGUACCCGCACGGCCUCCGGCUGGCCGUCAUCAUCUUAUCCAACAUGAUCGCCAUGUUUCUCGUGGCGCUAGACCGGACCAUCAUCGGGACCGCCGUGCCGCGCAUCACCGACGACUUCCACGCCCUGCAGGACGUCGGCUGGUAUGCGGGCGCCUACCUCAUCACCAGCUGCGCCACCCAGCUCCUCUGGGGCCGCAUCUUCACCUUCUACAGCACCCAGGCCGUCUACCUGAGCGCCAUCUUCCUCUUCGAGGUCGGCUCGCUGAUUUGCGGCGUAGCCCCCAACUCGAUCGCCUUCAUCUUCGGCCGCGCCAUCGCCGGCGCCGGGUCCGCCGGCAUCUACUCGGGCUCGACCAUCCUCAUCACCGAGGUCACGCCGCUGUCCAAGCGGGCCGGCUACGUCGGCAUGAUGGGCGCCGUCUUCGGCAUCUCGUCCGUCAUCGCCCCGCUCAUCAGCGGCGCCUUCACCGACCGGGUCACCUGGCGCUGGUGUUUCUACCUCAACCUGCCCGUCGGCGGCGCUGCCGUGGCCGCCCUCGUCUUCAUGUUCCCCAAGCGCCCGCCCAAGCAGCCCGUCCCGGCCGCGCAGCAGGUCCGACAGCUCGACCCGCUCGGUAACCUCGUCUUCCUGCCGUCCGUCGUCUGCCUGCUCCUGGCCCUCCAAUGGGGCGGCUCCACGUACGCGUGGAACAGCGGGCGCAUCAUCGCCCUCCUCGUGCUCGCGGGCGUCCUCUUCAUCACCUUCGUCGCCAUCCAGGUCUGGCAGCAGGAGAACGCGACGGUCCCGCCCCGGCUUUUCCGCCAGCGCAACGUCUGGCUCGGCACUCUCUUCGCCGGCUGCAUCGGCGCCGUCAUGAUCACCUUCCUCAUCGCCCUGCCGAUUUGGUUCCAGGGCAUUCGCGGCACCGACGCCGUCGCGUCGGGUAUCGACACCCUCCCGCUCGUUUUGUCGCUCGUCUUCGGCGCCAUGGUCUCGGGCGGCUUCAUCAACGGCGCCGGCUGGUUCAACCCUGUUUUCUUCUCCUCCGUCGUGUUCAUGGCCGUCGGCGGCGGCCUGCUGACCACCCUGGACCUCGAUACGGCCACGCGCACCUGGAUCGGCUACCAGAUCAUCCUCGGGCUCGGCAUCGGCCAGGGCAUGCAGCUGGCCAGCCUGGCCGCGCAGGUCGUGCUGCAGCAGAAGGACGUGCCGCAGGGCGUGUCGCUCAUGUUCUUCGCCCAGUCGCUCGGCGGCGCCGUCUUCGUCUGCAUCGGCCAGUCCGUCUUCACCAAUGCUCUGCAGAGCCGGCUCAGCAGCUUUGACGGCCUCGACGUCGCCCGGGUCGUCGCCACCGGCGCCACCGAGCUGCGCAGCGUCAUCCCCGCCGACAUCUUGCGCCCCGUGCUGGUCCAGUACAACGCGGCCCUGCGGAACUACUUCUACGUCGGCCUGUCAGCGGCGUGUUUUGCUGUCCUGCCGUCGCUCGGCGUCGAGUGGAAGAGCGUCAAGGACAAGGAGUUGGUGCAUUGA